CAUACCCACCUCUCACCACUGUAAUUUUCUCAUGUAAUUAUCAGUCCACCCUCACCAAACACCAUAUUUUCAUUAUCAAUUCCACCAUUUCAACACCCAAAUAAAUAUAAAAGAAAAAUGACAUCCUUGAAAAGAACUUUCUCAUAUAUGGGCUUACAAAGUGAAAAUCUUGACCCUUUAGUGCAAAGAUUUUUGGAGACCAAAAAACUUUUUACAGAAGAAUGCGAAAUGGUCUUUUCCCCAACAGAUGGGUCUCAUGCAACCAAGAUUCUAGAGAAUGUUCGAUCUUUAGGUUAUGAAGGGUUUGUGCGGAAUCCAGGUGAUUAUGUUGCUGAAAUCGUUCUUGAGUUCUAUACCAAUAUCAAUAAAUCUGAGAGAACUUCGAAAAUUGGCGAUCCAGGCAUGAUCAGCUUCAAUGGUGAAGGUAUCAGUGUACAUCCAGCCCAGGGACUUUCUAUGUCAAUGGUGUCACCACCUCCUAUAGUGUUUUCAGAAAGAGGAGAAGUAUCUACUGCAUUUCCAAUGUCAUACACCAGUCAUCCUUUUUCAGAGAUGUCGCCCUUUCAUGACUUAACUACCAUUGGCAGUCCUUCUAACUUCUUCAAUGAAGGACUUUCGAACCCGUCUCGAUGUCCCGAGUUUGGAGAAAUUAAUUCAGAGCUUCAAUUCUUCCAACAUAAUGGCACCAAGACGAGCCACACUAACUCUUGAAUUGUUCAUUCAGGAGAAUGAACGAUCCAAAAGUUGGGGAUGGUAAAAGUCUCUCUUACUAGCUUUGCACUUUUAGAGUAAUGUAGGUGUACUAUUGUUUUGUUUUUUGGGAUGAUGAUGGUUCUUAUGUUUUUGGUGGUUUAAGGAAGAUAGGGACUUGGCAUGCUUCAGGUAAGGUAUCUCUUUUUGUUAAGUAAAUAACUCACUAAAGGCAUCAGCUUGUAAAUACCCUAAAGGAACUGAUGCUACCUUUAAGGUUGGUCCUACCUGUUACUUUUAAUAUAAUGCCA
Molecule: messenger RNA, 1001 nt
Organism: Nicotiana tabacum (common tobacco)
Lineage: Eukaryota; Viridiplantae; Streptophyta; Magnoliopsida; Solanales; Solanaceae
Source: RefSeq, a predicted model, not a curated record